AAAAUAUCUAAUCCUCGCUUCUUUCUCAAUAUCAAUAUGCCACUCUACCGCCCAUUGCUAUGAGUUUCGUCUCUUUUUACAAAUUUGCCGAUAACACUCUCGGCCCUAACACUUUUUUCCCGAGAUCUAAACACAUUCGAAAUGCUCAAGCUAAAUGAGAAACCCCAAGGAAUCCCAUCAACUCACCCAGUUCUUAAUUACUCCACGGACUUUUCUCCACACAUUUAGCGACCUUAUCAUCAAAAUACUGUCCGAUUGGCGGAGAUAAUCACUCAAUGAGUAGAUCCUACCGCAAAAUCCGCGGUCUAUUUAUAUCAAAUCCGCGCCCUAUAGAUUGUGAUUUAGCUGCAGGUUAUAUUGAUUUGAAAACUUCUUAGCGCGAAGGAUUGGUUAUAAGAGAGAAGGAUGUACUUGUUCGAUACAUACGGGAUAGUACUCAACAAAUGAAAUAAAUUCUGAAGGCAAAGGGACGUCCAUAUUGAUCUACCUAGCCAUGCACAAUCAUUCACAAGAAAAUUCGGAAACGGGUCCACUCGAUUUCCCGUCUGACCAAAUAUCAACCGACUUAGAUCAAAAUACUUCAGCUAGGGGAUCUGUCAGAUCAAAAGAUCAAAAGUCGCCCGAUUUAUCGGGUAAUGAUUCUGAAUUUAUUGCCGAAGAACUUCCUCAAGUAGCUCCAAAUCCACAUGCUGAUAUUCCAAAUGGAGGAGUUUUUGCGUGGCUUCAAGUCGUUGGGAGUUUUUUUCUAUUUUUCAAUUCAUGGUAUUUCUAGACUUCAAAGUUCCACUGAUGGAAAUGGCUGAAUGGCUGACAGUGAGACGACAGGGGCAUAGUAAAUAUGUUUGGUGCAUUCCAAACUUUUUAUGAAAGUGAUUUACUAUCUCAUGAGUCGCCAUCUAAUGUUUCAUGGAUUGGCUCUAUUCAAGCAUUUUUGCUUUUACUUGUGGGAGUUAUUACUGGUCCUCUCUUCGGUAGGUGCCUUUUCCCUUCCUAACCUCUCCUUUUAUCAUUAUCAAAAACCAACCUCUAUCUAGAUGCUGGACUUUUUCGCCCACUUCUAUCUACUGGUACAUUUCUAGUCGUCUUCGGUAUGAUGAUGACAUCUAUCUCCAAAACCUAUUGGGAAAUCAUACUUGCCCAAGCAGUCUGCAUGGGAAUUGGACUGGGAUGUCUUUUCGUUCCCAGCGUCGCAAUUGUUUCUACUUAUUUUUCGACACGGAAAGCUUUUGCGACUGGAAUUGCUGCUAGUGGAAGCUCCCUUGGUAUGUAUUAAUUUCAAAGCUCGCCUCUAUAAAAUGAAACUUGAGGUAUCAAAAUCAGUGGCUAACCUCUUCAGGUGGUGUAAUUUACCCAAUUAUUUUCCAUAACCUUGAACCUAAGAUAGGCUUUGGCUGGACGACAAGAGCCCUUGGAUUCAUUUUUCUCGCCACCCUUACAAUAUCCAUGAGUAUAAUGAAGAUGCGUAUUAAGCCUUCGCAAAAACGAAAGCUAAUCGACCUGGCCGCAUUCAAAGAACCACCAUACAUCCUUUUUACCAUGGGGCUGUUUUUCGGAUUCAUGGGUCUCAAUAUCCCCUUCUACUAUAUUUCGUCAUACGCCAUAGAUGAAAAUAUCAUGUCCUCCAACUCGGCAUUUUAUAUGUUGAGUACCAUCAAUGCGGCAUCUAUCUUCGGUCGCAUUAUUCCCAACUACUUCGCAGACAAGUUUGGACCCUUAAAUAUCAUCAUACCAGGAACACUGAUCGCCAGCGUCGCAGCUUUUAGUUGGAUCGGUAUCCACUCUGUUGGCGGUCUCGUUGUAUUUGCUAUCCUUUACGGAUUCUCAACAGGAUGUUUUGUGUCAAUUCCACCUACCGUUAUCGUGUCGUUGAGUCCACAUUUAGGGGUAGUAGGCACGAGAAUGGGCAUGACGUUUGCGAUUGGUGGAUUAGGACUUUUGAUCGGGACACCAGUUGCUGGACAGAUACUUUCCAAUUCAGGAUAUGUUCCUACUAUUGCAUUUUGCGGAGCCUUGCUUCUCGCUACUGUUGCUUGUUUCAUUGCAGCUAGACUGUGCAAAACUGGAAUGCAUGUUAAGAAGUUUGCAUGAUUUUGUGGGAAAAUUGUUUUGGAAUGAGCAUUUCGGCUGCCGGAUACCACGAUGAUAUGAGAACAUGGUAUGGACAUGAGCAUUUUAGACGGGCGAAUACCACGAUAGAUUAAUGAUUGAUCAUAUGCACAUAUAUAUCUGAGGCAGGAAUAAGAUGUACUUAAGCAAAGUAUACACUUAGCUAUUGAUAGCGACAAUAUUUGUUUU
This is a messenger RNA of Sclerotinia trifoliorum, 2295 nucleotides long. The record is from the annotation of a GenBank genome assembly. Lineage: Eukaryota; Fungi; Ascomycota; Leotiomycetes; Helotiales; Sclerotiniaceae.